This is a messenger RNA of Drosophila busckii, 1618 nucleotides long. It is a transcript of the gene Usp14, whose product is annotated as ubiquitin carboxyl-terminal hydrolase 14. Gene Ontology annotation, biological process: protein deubiquitination; regulation of proteasomal protein catabolic process; proteasome-mediated ubiquitin-dependent protein catabolic process. The record is from RefSeq and is a predicted model, not a curated record. Gene Ontology annotation, molecular function: proteasome binding; cysteine-type deubiquitinase activity. The transcript is spliced from 7 exons. The coding region runs from base 94 to 1542 and encodes 482 amino acids. NCBI's taxonomy places the organism in Eukaryota, Metazoa, Arthropoda, Insecta, Diptera, Drosophilidae.
AGACCAGCUCUAACCAACACUAAAAGAGUCUCCUCUUUAAUAGUAAUGACUUUGAUAUUUUAAAGAAUAUAACUUUCGAAUUGUGUUAGCAAAAUGCCUUCUUUUAGAGUGAAAGUGAAAUGGGGACGAGAACUGUAUCCGGAUAUAGAUGUAAAUACCGAUGAAGAGCCUAUUUUGUUUAAGGCUCAACUUUUUGCGCUAACUGGAGUGCAGCCGGAAAGACAGAAAAUUAUGUGCAAAGGAGGAAUAUUGAAGGAUGAUGAAUGGAAUUUGCAACUUAAAGAUGGAGCCGUUGUUCUGCUAUUAGGAUCAAAGGAAAAGGUGCCAGAAGUGCCUCAAACACCAGUUAAAUUCAUUGAGGAUAUGACUGAAGCUGAAACAGCUACAGCGAUGCGGCUACCAGCUGGUCUAACCAAUCUUGGCAAUACAUGCUACAUGAAUGCUACUGUGCAGUGCUUGAGAGCAGUGCCUGAGCUACGUACUGCUUUAGACAGUUUCCGUCAUGAUGGUUCUGAUACUACUUCUUCUGCAUUUACCAUUUCGUCGGCUAUGAAAAUAGUCUUUACACAGAUGGAGAAGGGCACAACAAUUACCCCAAUUGUGCUCUUGCAGGCCUUGCACAGGGCUUCGCCUCAGUUCGCGCAGACUGGCGAAAAUGGCACCUAUCGGCAGCAGGAUGCAAAUGAAUGCUGGUCUGAGAUUCUUAAAAUGCUACAGCAAAAGCUUGUACCAGUGAGCCAGGAUUCAGCUAGUAGCGUCGCUGUGAAGAAAAGUCAUAGCUCUUUUAUUGAACAAUUUUUCGGAGGCACCUACGAAGUGAAGAUGACCUCGGAUGAAGCUCCGGAUGAACCUGCAACUGUUACCACUGAAAACUUUUUGCAAUUGAGCUGCUUUAUUUCCAUGGAAGUAAAGUAUAUGCAAAGCGGCUUAAAAUCUAAAAUGAAAGAGCAGUUGGUAAAAAAUUCGGAAGCCCUGGGACGUGAUGCACACUAUACAAGAAAUUACUUGGUGAGUCGUCUGCCAGCUUAUCUGACUGUUCAGUUCGUUAGAUUUCAAUACAAAGGAAAGGAAGGCAUCAAUGCUAAGGUCCUAAAGGACAUUAAAUUUCCCAUCGACUUUGAUGCUUUCGAGUUGUGCACUCCUGAAUUACAAAACAAGCUGUGCCCAAUGCGAUCCAAAUUCAAAGACGUUGAGGAUAAGAAAAUGGAUGUCGAAGCUCAGAUUAAUAAGACUGCCAAGUCCACCGAAAAUGAGGAUGAGAAUGAUGAGAACAAAUAUGAAAAAUUCUGGUUUGAGGACGAUUUGGGCAGCAACAAUUCCGGCUUUUAUACACUGAAGGCAGUUCUAACACACAAAGGUCGCUCCAGCUCAUCUGGACACUACGUAGCCUGGGUCCGCUCCAGUGGUGAUGUGUGGUUCAAGUUUGAUGAUGACGAUGUUACAUCUGUAACCACUGACGAGAUUCUGCGACUGUCAGGUGGAGGUGACUGGCAUUGCGCUUACGUCUUGCUGUAUGGACCCAAACGUUUAGAAAAGUGUUAAAUCUUUUUGAUUCCACAUUGGUUGCAAGCACAUCAUUGUUAACCCAAUAAAUAAACUGAUAAAAAAUCUAUUGAGA